Messenger RNA from Helianthus annuus (common sunflower), 2438 nucleotides. Its product is annotated as polyadenylate-binding protein 2. The transcript is spliced from 9 exons. Gene Ontology annotation, cellular component: cytosol; ribonucleoprotein complex; nucleus. The record is from RefSeq and is a predicted model, not a curated record. Gene Ontology annotation, molecular function: mRNA 3'-UTR binding; poly(A) binding; poly(U) RNA binding. Bases 366 to 2282 code for a protein of 638 amino acids. Lineage: Eukaryota; Viridiplantae; Streptophyta; Magnoliopsida; Asterales; Asteraceae.
AACACCCCCUCAUCUUACACACAAUAUAUAUACCCUCAAAACCCUCACAUCACCACUUUCUCUCCAUUUGCAUAAACUUUCUCGCCGCCGUAACCUAGCGGUGAUCUGCCGUUCUCCGGUCGUACUCCGACCAAUCUAUCCCUAUCUACUACCCUACCCUCUCCUCCUUCUAUAUCCAUUUCAAAAACAAAACAAAUAUCAAUCAUCCACAAAAAAGCCCAAAAAAAUCCUAGGGUUUCUGCUGUUUCGACUCGAAUUUAUCUAAUUUCCCUUCUAUAUAUCAAUAAGAAGGGGAGAGGGAGGCUACAAAAGCAAAAAAAAAGUGAAAAAUUUCGAAAAAAAGGAAAAUCUGUUAGGGUUUUGAGAUGGCGGCGCAGGUUAGUCAAGCUCAGGCGGUUAACGGUGGUGGUGGUGCUCAGCAGGUUGUGACGGUGUCGUUGUAUGUGGGGGAUUUGGAUUUGAGUGUUACGGAUUCGCAGUUGUAUGAUUUGUUUAAUCAGAUAGGGCAGGUGGUUUCGGUUAGGGUUUGUAGGGAUUUGUCUACUCGACGCUCUCUUGGUUAUGCUUACGUCAACUAUGUCAAUCCACAAGAUGCUGCAAGAGCUAUUGAGGUGCUGAACUUCACGCCUGUUAAUGGGAAGUCGAUCAGGAUUAUGUAUUCUCAUCGCGAUCCCAGUGUGCGCAAAAGUGGUUCUGGAAAUAUUUUUAUCAAGAAUUUGGACAAGGCAAUUGACCAAAAGGCACUACACGAUACCUUUUCCACAUUCGGGAAUAUUCUCUCUUGCAAGAUAGCUACCGAUUCAACCGGUCAGUCAAAGGGCUACGGGUUUGUGCAGUACGACAGUGAGGAAUCCGCACAACAAGCUAUUGAGAAACUCAACGGCAUGCUUCUGAACGACAAACAAGUGUACGUGGGUCCCUUCUUGCGCAAGCAAGAAAGAGAACAGGCUGUUGACAAGGCCAAAUUCACUAACGUCUUUGUUAAAAACCUUUCUGAAUCAACAACUGAUGACGAUUUAACCAAGGCGUUCAGUGAAUAUGGAACAAUCACGAGUGCUGUUGUAAUGAAGGAUGCAGAUGGGAAGUCGAAAGGUUUUGGUUUCGUUAACUUUGAGAAUGCUGAUGAUGCUGCAAAAGCGGUAGAGGGUCUUAACGGGCAGAAGUUUGAUGAGAAAGAAUGGUAUGUUGGAAAAGCGCAAAAAAAGACUGAUAGGGAACAGGAACUAAAACAAAAGUUUGAGCAAAACAUGAAAGAAGCGGUAGACAAAUCACAGGGGCUUAACCUGUAUAUUAAGAAUUUAGAUGAUACUGUAUCCGAUGAAACUCUCAGGGAACUGUUUGCACCUUUUGGUACCAUUACUUCUUGCAAGGUCAUGCGAGAUCCUAAUGGAGCUAGCAAAGGAUCCGGUUUUGUUUCAUUCUCGACUUCUGAAGAAGCUUCGAAAGCACUUUCUGAGAUGAACAGCAAGAUGGUUGCUAGCAAGCCUCUGUAUGUUGCACUCGCACAACGCAAAGAAGACAGAAGGGCACGAUUGCAGGCACAGUUUUCGCAAAUGCGCCCAAUUGCAAUGGGACCCGCUGGAGCUCCUCGCAUGCCAAUGUUCCCACCUGGUGGUCACGGUCUUGGUCAACAAAUGUUUUAUGGUCAAGCUCAACCUACCUUCAUCCCGCCACAACCUGGUUUUGGGUACCAGCAGCAACUUGUUCCAGGUAUGAGGCCGGGUGGGGGCCCAUUGCCAAACUUUUUCAUGCCAAUGGUUCCGCCAGGUCAGCAGGGACCGCGUCCAGGGGGAAGGCGUGUUGGUGUUCCCGGUCAGCAGAAUCAGCAACAGCCAGUUCCUCUUAUGCAGCCACAGAUGAUGCCACGUGGGCGGGUGUAUCGUUACCCGCCUGGGCGCAACAUUGGUGAUAUGGGUUCUGUUCCAUAUGAUGUUGGGAACGCGAUGCAGUUGCGUGAUGCUGGUGGAAUCCCGUCGCAGCCAAUUCCGAUUGGUGCCUUAGCUUCUGCACUUGCAAAUGCUUCCCCAACAGAGCAAAGAACCAUGUUGGGUGAGAAUCUGUACCCACUAGUGGAACAGCUGGAACCAGAGUCAGCAGCAAAGGUAACUGGAAUGCUUUUGGAGAUGGAUCAGACGGAGGUUCUUCACUUGCUGGAAUCACCGGAAGCAUUGAAGGCGAAGGUUGCAGAGGCAAUGGAGGUCCUCAAGAGUGUGUCUCAGCAGCAGGGCAGCCCUGCUGAUCAACUUGCUGCUUUGUCUUUGAAUGACGGCAUUGUUUCCUAAAUUUUAAGCUUAUCAAGGUGUGUGGUUACUCAGAUUAUGCUGCUGGGGUUUUGGUUUUAGUUGGAUUAUGUGGUUUUGAAGAUUGUUGAACUAUGUUUUACUGUUAUGUUUCGUUUGAAACCAUUACUUAUUUCAUGUGCGACUUUGUUACUGUCU